CCGGAAACAGUCCCACGGUUGAGGCCGGGCAUUGUAUGUCCCCGACAUUCGUGCCUUUUGACACGCCGGAGGAGGAUCUUCCCGGUAUAGCAAUGACAGAGAGACAGAGGACGCCACAUAGUUUUCCAACGCAGCAGACGUCAGGGACUGGGAGCCGGCGCCGCAACAAACAGAGCCAGCCGCAUCGUCCACUAGGCGAGGAUGAGCAUGGUCCUCCUGUGGGUUCCUCGGGCCGGAUGGAGUGUGCUGGACUGUCUCAACCCUCCAGCCAGCAAGACCAAGGCACCCCUGUCAUCAUAUACAAAAGGAAGGCCCUGGGAACUCGUCCCUCUCCCAGUUGCCAGAAGGACGGAGGUGGUGCGUCCAAGAAGGCGGCUCUGCGGGAGAUAAGCGAAGGAUCGGACGAGGAAACGGAGGACGAUUCUAGGGUAUGUGUUGAUCGACAUCCACAAGGUAAUCAUGUCGUCGACGAUGACGAAUGUCGUGUCGAAGAGGACGACGUCGAAGAGGAGAACAGCGAGAGGGAGAGAGAGAGAGAGGAUCGUGAGGAAACUAUGCAGGACUGCGAGGGUGGGAAGUCUCAACAAUACUAUGAGGAGGACGACGGGGGCGAUGGAGAAAACGAUCAUGCCUAUCCUUUACGUGAUGACGAUGGACGCCAAGAGCGGUCGGCUGAUGUGGGGGUCGACGACGCAACAAGAGAUCGGUCGGAGGCCAGUGUCCAGAAAAGGAAGCGACAAUCUUCAACAAGUCCAACGGCGGCGGCGGAUAAGCGCAUUGCGAAGAAACUCACUGUCGCUGCAUCUCGACAGGCGCUCAAAGCUUCUCAAGAGGCGGUCGCUGAAAGCGCGAAGAAACGAAAAGGGUCCCUGUCAACAAGGGCGACAAAAGCGGAGAAACGUGUUCCUCCAAGAGAUGUGUCGGAACAGACACAACCUUCCGUCGACACCCGUGAUGAAGCCAUCGACAGAACACGGUGCUUCUUCUUAGAGUUCGAUGAAGAUGGGUUUGCAAAGAAGAAAAGGGAACACAUUGAAGUGGACGUCACGAAGAUCUUGCGAAUCCCUGAAGGUGACAUCCUCUUCAACCAUAGAACGUUGGACGAAACGUUGGUGCAGUCCAUAUGUGAUACGAUUCAUCAUGCGGCCAAGGAAACCAACGGGAAGUGGGAUUUCAUGACUUUUAUCCUGGCUCCCAUUGUGCCCAACACGGACGGGUCUCAAGGCAGACGGAUCACACCGGAGCAAUUCGACGUCGAACUGGCUCAUACAUACAACUGGUAUGUUGUCGCUGGCCAGCACACGGCUGAGGCAAUCAACAGACUCAUUAAAGACAAGUCACCGGCCGAGAAAGUGUAUGGCUUCAGGUCAUACUCUCACAACGGCUACUGCAAGGACUGGACGAACAAGAUGCGCGGAUACAUGAAUCUUGCGCAAUGCGGCGAAACAGUAUGGCCACUAGUACAAAAAUUCUUCGACAUGUACGAGAAGGGGCUAUUGCCGCGAGUCGACGGUGUGAGAUACAUCGACCUGCCGGGGAAAGUGGAAGGGAGGUUGCCUGGGCAAUACUUCCUCAAGGACAACUCCGGCAAAAAAGUCUUGUUCCACUGCAUCAAGGCCGAGAAGGGGUCACAAGGCGCAACGGUGUCUAUACUUAACUUGACGCCGACAAUCUUCAAGCUGUUCGGCGAUAUGACAGCGAGAGAGAAGCAAGUGGCGCUUCACCACAUGAUGCGUGGUGAUGUCAUCGUGACAUCACGUUCGGUACCUUGUGGUAGAUGCAACAUGGCGGACCUGGUUAAAUAUACUCGGCGUGAAAGAUAUAUGGUCCGUAUGUUCAACUACAUAUUGUUCAAGGCCGAGGGGAGGUCAAAAGAAGAGUGGAGCGCUGACUUUUUCAUCGGUUAUACGACCAUCUUGGAGAGGUACAGCAAAAACGGCCUGACGGACGAGAAAUGGACGAAGGAACGCGACCGCAUCCCUGACGACAUGGCGAGGAAGGUGCCGAGGCGUUUCGACGGUCCUGAUGAGAUUAAUGGUGAGAAUGGUGCGGGACGGAAGGCAAACCAAGGCAUGUUCAAGGAAACCCCGUUCCACCUCAAGUGUUUCAUCUACGAGGCAAUCGACUGCUUGGACGACCUGAGAGCGGAGAUUAAUCAGAUAUCCUCCUGUGCUUGUCACAUAUUUUGGGAAGUGGGGAAGAGGAUUACCACGAUCCUGCCAUUUGAAAUAGAACCGAAGGGAGUGCUCACCGACAACGAGGAGGUUGUUGGUACGGAGAGGGGGAUGAAGAUACGGGCAACCAUUCUUGAUAUGUCAACAUCACCGAAAUGUGUUCUGUGGGACGAUGACGCCUUUUCCAAACUGUACACUUUCCUCAUAACAUGUUGUGGUGAAAACUGGGCCUUGAUCAUUUUCGCACCUAUGAAACACCAAAAACAGGUGAUGCAGAGUGUGUACAACUGGGAUGAUGUUGAGGUGCUCACAGGGUCAUGGUACAGACACUAUAUACCUUCGACAACCUUGAACAAGUACGGCAACAUUGCAGUUCGGUACACUGACAUGAUGGCUAUUGUCCUCCAUGCCGAGAACAACAAUUUGGACAAUAUAACGGUUGCGCCGAAAUUGCGAGCCGAGUUGACAAAUUUGAACGUUGAAGAGGGUGAAUUUGUGAGGUGCUCAGGGGAGUGUAUCGGCGUGGAGGGCGACACCGACGCGGUUUAUUCUUGGAUGGAACGAGAGUCAACACGCCUCCGAAAACUAUGCAGCUCGUUCAUCAGGGAGGACGAUGGCGUGAUGCUGUUGGGCAGGGCGCAUGCGGGACUGAUUUGGGAACUCGCUUGCGCCGGACACCACGUGUUUGCGUGUGACGACACGACAAAAAAACUCACAUACCUUUCCAAAUUUUUGGAGUUUUAUGUGAAGGAUCCGAGGAACAAGUGCAGAUUCGAAAAGCUCCAAGUCGAGCACCGCAAGGACCAAGACAUUUACUAUAAGCUCGGCAGGAAGAGGGAGAAAAUGUGGGCUUACUUGUUCGGUGACACUCCACGGACGGCGGUUGAUAACGACUACGUCAUCAGGAAAAGUGAAAUCGAGAUAAAAAUGAACGAGUACCACGGAUCGCACAUGGGUGUUUUCCACAUGUUUGUAGCGCGUUGUGAGCAUCUGUAUUUCAAUAUGAAGAAAAGAGCACUGUCAUGCAGGGACUAUGCGGACUUGGCACGUAAAGCGAGGAACUUCAACAACAUCGAUUGUGACGAAGACACGUCAGACUCCGACCUGGAUGUUCCGUCGCACGCGACACGACGUUCGGCGUAGGGAGCACGUGCCGAGGAACCGCAAGGGAGCACCAACGCAGAAGCGGAGAAGGCGAGGUCGAGUUUGAGAGCGACACAUGCUAGUAAGGGAGACGUGGAACAUAGAAUGAAUGCAAGGGGAAAAA
Chara braunii is the source of this 3441-nucleotide messenger RNA. The record is from the annotation of a GenBank genome assembly. NCBI's taxonomy places the organism in Eukaryota, Viridiplantae, Streptophyta, Charophyceae, Charales, Characeae.